Messenger RNA from Trypanosoma theileri, 1359 nucleotides. RefSeq lists its product as uncharacterized. NCBI's taxonomy places the organism in Eukaryota, Euglenozoa, Kinetoplastea, Trypanosomatida, Trypanosomatidae. The transcript has a single exon. Bases 1 to 1359 code for a protein of 452 amino acids. The record is from RefSeq and is a predicted model, not a curated record.
AUGCGCCGCGUCCAUCCGGCAAUUGCGGAGUUGCAGCGACGGAACCGCGCCGCCGGCCGUCGACUCUCACCAAUAGAUGAAAAUCGACAAAACCGACACACUCACCCACACAGUGAUACCAACAAUACUACUAAUACUAAUACUAAUACAAACAAUAAUAAUAAUAAUAAUAAUACUAAUAAUAACAGAAAUAUCCGGCGUAUAUCGCCACAAACGCAGGGACGCCGGACGUCCUCCGCCAGUGCUGUACACGCAGCGAGUGUGCGUUCCCAGCCGAAGUGUGCUGAAAAUCGCCCAAAUAUGCCAUCGCGGUUUACUUCAACUGCCCCAGCAGGCGGCGUUAAUGAUAAUAACCGUAUGAAGAGAGAUGAAAGCCGUGGUAGGAAUAUUAACGGUACUAACCGUAUAGCACCGAGACCACCAAUGCGGCAUUUACCUACAAAGCCCAGAUCUUCUAUCUACACUAUGGCAGAUCAUAAAAUUCCAAAUUCUGAUGAUAAUCUUAUUCCAUCAGGGAAUAGUAAUCCCUCAGGUGAACCACAAGUAACUCCAGCUGAUUCAGUAACAAACCCUACAAGAAAUGCAGAGAAAUUUGAAGCUGUACCAAAUUCAAGAAUAUUUAAUGAUUCUUAUUCUGUAGCAAGUAACUCACGUACUAGACUUGGUUUUGCCAAAAAUUCUAGUUUUAGCAGUAGAAGUGGUAUGUCUCGUGUACACUAUGCUUUAGAUAAUGAUGAUAAUGAAGAAGAUGAAAUGAAAUCUAUUACAGAAUGUGCAGAUCCUGAUAACUGGAAUCAUUUAUUACCAGAUCCUGUUGUGGAUUUACUCGAUGGUGAAAAAUUAGAGAAUCCCUUUACUACUGAUCUCUGGGCAAAUGCACAAGAUGCUGAAAAACUAAAAAUUUCUGGUUAUUACGCUUGUAUUCGUUGUCAUGUUCCUGUGGUAUCACCGACUUAUCAAGUAAAUUAUCCUGUACGUGGAAUGGCAGCAUUUGCAAGAUUUAAUAAAGAAGCUUUGGCGGUACAUGUGGCGUAUAUAUCCACAGCCGCUACAUUUGGAGCGUUAAAGCAUGAUUCAUUGGAAUUACAUAUGCGAUGUGUAUGUUGUAAAGGGUUUUUAGGUAUUCUUGCCCCUAAUUUCGAUUUAGAUUUACCAGGGGAUCUAGCUCAUGUAUUUGUUGUAAAUAGUUCUUGUCUUCGUUUUGUUAAAGGUGGACGAACACGAUGUCAUUUGGAUGGAAUUUACGAUAUUAAAGAUGAUUCAGAUGAUGGGGUUAAAACGGAAACUUCGAGUAAAGGUGCGGAUAUGGAUUUUGAUGAUCUCGAUAUAUUUGAUUUAUCACCAACAAGUAAUCGAUAG